Schizosaccharomyces cryophilus OY26 is the source of this 443-nucleotide messenger RNA. RefSeq lists its product as uncharacterized. Bases 110 to 283 code for a protein of 57 amino acids. NCBI's taxonomy places the organism in Eukaryota, Fungi, Ascomycota, Schizosaccharomycetes, Schizosaccharomycetales, Schizosaccharomycetaceae. The record is from RefSeq and is a predicted model, not a curated record. The transcript has 4 exons.
CUCUAGGUCUGUUAGGGUACUGCAUUUCUUCAACAUGCGGGUUGUACCCGAUACUACCUUCAACCAUCACUUUUGACAGGUACUGGAAAUUCAUUGUAUAUUCGUCAGCAUGAAAAACUUGGUUGUUCAACGUCAACGCUUCUUGCAAAGCAUUCAUAAGCCUACUUAUCUCCAAAGACCUGGUAGCGCUCUCAUGGUUUAUCCUUACUACGCUGCCAUGGGUGGAAUUACUUUGCUUUCUGUUUAUUUUACAGGAAAGCUUCUUAUGGCUAAAAAGGAUUGAACCUUUUCCACUUACGAUACAACUUUGCACGAUCAUUUUCGUUGUUUCUUUCUUUUGAUGCUCUUCUCCUCUUUCUAAUUAAGCAAAUGUUCUUUUUUAUUAGCUACAUUUUGUUUAAUUUCUAGCAAUCAAUACGGUUUUCACCUUUUAGUCAUAUCCA